AUGGCGGAGCCAAGUUCCACUUAUCUAUACGUGCCCAGUGAGGAUGAACAAAAGGCAAUCAGCAUCCUUUUGGUCUUGUCUGCCAGCCUUUCAUUGGUUGGUUCCUCCUGCAUUGUUUAUCAUGUCCGACACAACAGCAAGAGCACGCCUUAUCGAAGAAUAAUGCUUGGGAUGAGCGCCUGUGAUAUCGUGUCUACGAUAGGCUACGCCUUGCAGCCAUAUGUCGGUCUGAAAGGAGAAUCAAACUCCUUUGUAUGGUCUUUUGGAAAUGCUGCUUCCUGUUCGUUUAUCGGUGCACUGGCGCAGUUUGGAUUUUCAGCUCAUCUGUACUCGGCGGCGCUUUCCUAUUACUUUCUGUCAACCAUUCGGUAUGGUACCCGUGAAGCUGUCUUUGCGAAAAAGUACGAACGAUGGAUACACGUAGCAAUUAUUUUAUGGUCUGUGGCGACCGCGAUCGUCGGUAUUGCUUUGGACAUCUUUCAUCUCAAUGAUCUAGGUCCAGGAUGUUGGGUCAGCGGCACUCCAGACUGUACUGGUGUUCGGUGUUGGGCUGAGCUAAUAGCGUGGGUGAUGGGUGGUAUUCCAACGCUGCUGUCGUUCUUUUCUAUUUUGAUCAACAAUCUGAAACUGUACUGUUUCGUACGCCAAACUGUGCGAGAGGGCCAGCGGAGAGCCUUGGAAAAAGAGAGCCAGAUGAUAUCUUACAGACUAAAUAAUCAUCAACAAGUACAGGAUAAUGUUCCAAUGGAUACUUCCAACCACAACAAGGAGACCAGGAGUAUGAAGAGACAGUCAAGUGUAUUGACAUCAUCUGAAAAGCAAUGGAAGCGGGUGCGAGAAGUUGGUAGACAAUCCUUUCUCUAUGUCGGAGCCUAUUUGCUUUCAUUUCUUUGGACCAUAAUAAAACAGGCGCUUGACGGCCAAGAUUUUGAGAGGUCUCCUGGCUCGGGAACCUUUCUGUUACCAUUAUCGAUAUUACAGGCCAUCUUUCUUCCAGCCCAAGGGCUGCUGAAUGCGCUCAUAUUUUUUCGGCCCAAAUACAAGCAAGCUCGAAAACUAUACGGUGAGCAACCCCGACUAUGGUUAGCCAGAAGAGCCGUACUUGGAGGCAACCUACGUUCCAUGGAGACCAACACACUUGAUCCAAUGAGUCGUCGUACUACUGGUGGAUCUAGGGCCCCAGUGAGCCAACGUAGUGUAUCAGCGUCGGUGGUAGUGGGACAAAAACGGGUCAACUUUGCCGGGGAAGUUGUAUCGCGAUGCUCGAAUCCAAUGCUGGAUGUGCCACAGAAUGAGGCAUUGCCUGCAGAAGGAGAGCACCAGUCGACGCCAUCUGAGCAUGGGUAG
This is a messenger RNA of Cylindrotheca closterium, 1347 nucleotides long. The record is from the annotation of a GenBank genome assembly. NCBI's taxonomy places the organism in Eukaryota, Bacillariophyta, Bacillariophyceae, Bacillariales, Bacillariaceae.